Messenger RNA from Parnassius apollo (apollo), 1512 nucleotides. The record is from the annotation of a GenBank genome assembly. Lineage: Eukaryota; Metazoa; Arthropoda; Insecta; Lepidoptera; Papilionidae.
AUGAGUAAGAGCGAGAAAAAAUACGUGCCGUUUAUGCGCCAGUGCUUUGUGACGGCGAGUGUGGCGCUGAACAUCGUUGGACAUGGUGCUGUUAUAGGCUACGCCGCCGUGCUGAUUCCCGCACUGCGUCAUCCGGACUCGCAUAUCGUCGUCACACCGAGUGAGGAGUCAUGGAUCGCGUCCAUCGUCGGCUUUGCCCUGAUAGUUGGCAACUUAAUCAUGACACCCAUGAUGGACACACUUGGCAGAAAAAAGUCCCAUUUGCUUACAAUAUUACCCAACAUGACGGGCUGGUUUAUGCUGCUCAUGGUGAACAGCGUUGCAGGGCUCAUCACAGCAAGAUUCCUUCAGGGUGUCGCUAUGGGUAUGCUCGGACCUCUGGGAUCUAUUAUCAUCGGUGAAAUGACAGACCCGAAAAAUCGAGGAGCUUUCCUUACCAGUGUCUCGCUCUCCCUAACGAUUGGUGUCCUUUUUUCCCAUGCAUUGGGCACUUAUUUUAGUUGGCAACAGAAUGCACUGAUCUGUUCAUUCAUCACAUUCACCAGCUUGCUCCUGAUAAUCUACACUCCUGAAUCGCCGUCGUGGCUGAUCGCAAAAGGGCGUUAUGAGAAGGGAAGCGAGAUAUUCUUCUGGUUGAGAGGUCGUGACAGAAAGCAGGAGUUGGAGUUGGAAGAUAUGAUUGCAGCUCAAAAAUCGGCCAGGAAAUCGAGUGUCGGUGACCAGAAGCAGUCCAUCGGCACACGGAUUAGGCGUUUGCUAAGUUAUCUAAAGGAAACGUCCAGAAAACCGGAGUUCUACAAACCUAUCAUAAUAAUGUUCUUGUUAUAUACUAUGUUCCAAUUUGCUGGCAUAAACGUUAUAAGUUCCUAUGUCAUGGACAUCGUGCAUCAGUUAGUCGGGCCAGGGGUAAACGCCAAGUUGAUUAUGGUUGCAUUGGACAUUGAGCGAUUGGUUUGCAAUAUACUUGCCGUGUUCCUCAUGAAGACCAUGAAACGGAGGACGUUGUUGUUUAGUAGUAGCGCCAUCUGUGUUCUCUCGUACCUCGGAAAAGCGGGUUACGCUUAUAGCAAAGCAAACGGCUUACUUCGUUCACCGUUCGAAAACCAAUGGAUACCUCUCACCCUUAUAGGCUCUUACAUGUUUUCCCUUACUAUCGGCAUAUCAUCAAUACCCUUCGCGAUAUCUGGGGAAAUCUUUCCACUUGAAUAUCGGGGAUUAGGAGGUGGAAUCAGUGUCUUAGCAUUAUCUUUAAAUUUCUUUGUCGCUGUAAAGUCUUUCCCGGUGUUAAAUCUUGCCGUGGGCCUACCUUGGACUUAUUGUUUGUAUGCUGGCGUUGUGGUGGUCUGUCUGUCCGUCAUUUACUUCAUGUUGCCGGAAACUAAGGAUAGGACUCUGCAAGACAUUGAGAACAGCUUCCGUGGAUGGACGGCGGAAGAUUAUAGAAGUUCACAGCCAUUGAACGGGAAAUCUAACGCCGAGAUGAGGAGAUGCAGUUCUCAUAUACUUUAUUAA